AUGGCGCAGCACGUGUUUCUUACCGGGCCGCCAGGGGUUGGAAAAACAACAUUGAUCCGUAAAACUUGCGAAGCCUUAAAAUCUUCCAGUGUGUCUGUGGAUGGAUUUUACACAGAAGAAGUCAGACAAGGUGGAAGAAGAAUAGGAUUCGAUGUUGUCACUCUGUCUGGUACCCGGGGACCUUUAUCUAGAAUUGGGGCUGAGUCUCCACCUGGAAAACGCGAGUGCCGUGUUGGGCAGUAUGUGGUUGAUCUGACUUCUUUUGAGCAGUUGGCCCUUCCUGUCUUGAAGAAUGCCGAGCUCAGCAGUGCUGCAGGGAAGCGAGUGUGUGUCAUUGAUGAAAUUGGGAAAAUGGAGCUCUUCAGCCAGACUUUCAUCCAAGCUGUCCGUCAGACCCUGUCUGCCCCAGGGACCCUAGUGCUUGGUACAAUACCAAUCCCUAAAGGAAAACCACUGGCACUUGUGGAAGAAAUCAGAAACAGAAGCGACAUCAAGGUGUUUACUGUUACCAAGGAAAACAGAAACAGCCUUUUGCAAGAGAUCCUGAUGUGUGUGCAGAAGGGAAGCUGA
Molecule: messenger RNA, 570 nt
Organism: Chrysochloris asiatica (Cape golden mole)
Lineage: Eukaryota; Metazoa; Chordata; Mammalia; Afrosoricida; Chrysochloridae
Product: cancer-related nucleoside-triphosphatase-like
Exons: 5
Coding region: 1-570 (189 amino acids)
Molecular function (GO): ATP hydrolysis activity
Source: RefSeq, a predicted model, not a curated record